Molecule: messenger RNA, 1866 nt
Organism: Mustela lutreola (European mink)
Lineage: Eukaryota; Metazoa; Chordata; Mammalia; Carnivora; Mustelidae
Product: deuterosome assembly protein 1-like
Biological process (GO): de novo centriole assembly involved in multi-ciliated epithelial cell differentiation; centriole replication
Cellular component (GO): centriole; deuterosome
Source: RefSeq, a predicted model, not a curated record
AUUAAAAAUCAAGACACAAACCAGAUGCAACCGUUUCUUGACAUGGAGAACCAAACCCAUAAUGCGAUGGGAGCUUCUCCUUGUGAGGCCGAACUUCAGGAAUUAAUGGAGCAAAUUGACAUCAUGGUAAGCAACAAAAAAUUGGAUUGGGAAAGGAAAAUGCGGGCUUUGGAGACACGAUUAGAUCUUCGGGAUCAAGAGUUGGCAAAUGCACAAACAUGCUUGGAUCAGAAAGGCCAAGAGGUGGGCUUACUUAAGCAGAAGCUGGACAGUCUGGAAAAAUGUAACUUAGCAAUGACGCAAAAUUAUGAAGGACAACUGCAAACCCUAAAAGCUCAAUUUUCCAAACUGACGAAUAGCUUUGAGAAACUGAGACUACACCAGAUGAAACAAAGUAAAGUUCGGCGAAAGGAGUUACCGCACCUCAAAGAAGAAACACCCUUUGAACUGAGCAACUUGAACCAGAAAUUAGAGAAACAGGCACAAAGUUACCAAACUCAACUCAGCGGUAAAAAGCAGUGCUCAGAAGACAGCAGCUCAGAAGAUCCUCGGUUGAUGUGCGACCCGGAUCAUAGUUGCGAAGCCAGUGGAAGAGAUGAGUUCAUUAUUGAAAAACUAAAGUCAGCUGUGAGUGAAAUAGCAUUAAGCAGGAAUAAGUUACAAGAUGAAAAUCAGAAGCUCUUACAAGAACUGAAGAUGUACCAAAGACAGUGCCAGGCCUUGGAAGUAGGACUCUCAGAGGUGAAAAGUGAGUGACAGUCACGUGAUGAUCUCUUGAGAAUCAUAGAAAUGGAACGAUUGCAGCUGCACAGAGAAUUAUUUAAAAUAGGAGAGUGCCAAAAUAUUCAAGAAAGUGAAAAAAGACUUGAAUCAUCUUAUUCACCUUCUACUAAAGAAUCAGAAAGGAAGAGGAAAGAGCUGUUUUCAGUGAACCUAGAUCAACCAAAUCAUGAAAAAGAAUUGAACAAGAUAAGAAGGCAACUCUAUCAGGAGGAAGAGGACCACGGCUCUGAGCAGGAAAGAAUGAGGAACGAAAUCUCUGACCUAACCGAGGAGCUUCAUCAGAAAGAGAUCACUAUAGCAACUAUCAUGAAGAAAGCUGCCCUUCUGGAAAGACAGUUAAAAAUGGAGUUAGAAAUCAAAGAAAAAAUGUUAGCAAAACAACAGGUCUCAGAUAUGAGAUAUAAAGCUGUCCGAAUGGAAAACACACACCUGAAAGGAAUGAUGGGAGAUUUAGAUCCUGGACGGUACAUGGCUAUGGACUUCACUAACAUGGAACACUCAAGGCAUACAUUUAUUAACAAACUGGAACACGAGAAUGAAAGGCUCUGAAAUGAUCUUGCAAAACUUCGUGUCAAUGGCAAAUCAGCAUGGGCUAACCAAAAUAUCUAUGAGGAAAUGGGACAGUACACCUAUCAAAACCAAGUAAAAAUGGAAAAACAUGAAGAGUCUCCCCCAGAUAUAGUCUUUCCAGCCUCUCUGGCUGCACAGCAUUUCCUUCUGGAGGAAGAGAAACGAGCAAAAGAAUUUGAGAAACUUCUAAAUACGCAUAUUGAUGAACUGCAAAGACAUACAGAAUUUACUCUUAAUAAAUACACCAAGCUAAAACAAAAUAGACAAGUAUGAGCUUUUAAACUCUUUUAUUUUCUUCCCCCACCCCAAGAAAAAAAAGCUCUGGCAAAAUAUUUACAAAGCUGAAUAAUGAAACUGAGAAAUUUUGUUCUGUUUUCUUAAGAAAUCAUUUCUGUUAGGCAGCUAGAAAAUAUUUUGUUCGAUAAAGCUGUUUGUAUUUCUACAUUUACAUAGUAAAUUGUUUGGCUGCAGAGUAAUGAGAAAAUAAACGUUGACUACUCUAAAAGAGAUUUG